AUGGCCUCGCCGGCCCAGCAGCCUGUCGCAGGGCCGUCUUGCACCCGCACUCUCGACCUCGCCGCCCUCGCCACACCGCCACCGCACCUCCUUCACUCGCACGACGUCCGCGCCUUCUUCGUCGCCGCGCUCGAUGGCACCGGCGCCCCCAUCGAUGAGCUCCAGCCGCAACUCGACGAGCUCGUCGACAUGAUCUCGAAGCACCUCAUCGUCGCCUCGCGCGGCAAGCGCACGUCGAUCGCCCACUGGCUGCUCGGGCUCGAGGAGGUCGUGAGCGCUCGUCUCACGGGGCGCGCGCUCGAGGUCUGGACGCGGCGUGUGUCUGAGGCCGGCGGCGACGCGGUCGACAGCGGCGACGACUACCAGGGCGUGGGCGAUGGCGUCAAGAGUGCGGCGAGCACGUCGGCCGGUGCACCUCCUGUCGCUCGCGGCGCCGUCAUCUCGGCACUUCUUCCCUCCACCGCCGUCGCUGCUGCCGCCAAGCACGCGCCCGACCCGCAGCAGCAGCUCGGCAACGCCGCCGACGCGCAGGCCCGCCGCAGCGAGAUGCGCUGCCUAAGGCGCGAGGUCGAGAUCCUGCGCCACGAGCUGCAUCGAGCGGGUCUGCGCGCGCCCCUCGUCUCGUCCGACCUGCGCGGCGUCAACUACGGCUACAAGGGCGCCGGCGGCGUCGUGCACGCCGAGCAGCUUGUCUCGGGAGCGAUGAGCGCAGAGGAGCAGGCGAGGCGCUUCGACCGGGCAGACAGGCUGGAGCGGGUCAAGAGGCAGGGCCUCGCGGCGCCGCAGCGUGCCGGCGUCUCGAAGCCGGAACGCUCGAGCGGCCCGCACGGCCAGAGGCGGGAGGAGGACGCCUGA
Molecule: messenger RNA, 855 nt
Organism: Rhodotorula graminis WP1
Lineage: Eukaryota; Fungi; Basidiomycota; Microbotryomycetes; Sporidiobolales; Sporidiobolaceae
Exons: 2
Coding region: 1-855 (284 amino acids)
Source: RefSeq, a predicted model, not a curated record